Molecule: messenger RNA, 1611 nt
Organism: Nymphaea colorata (pocket water lily)
Lineage: Eukaryota; Viridiplantae; Streptophyta; Magnoliopsida; Nymphaeales; Nymphaeaceae
Exons: 6
Coding region: 298-1275 (325 amino acids)
Source: RefSeq, a predicted model, not a curated record
UGGGCAGUCUGGGUGAUUUCUCCACGGUCCCGUUAAAAGGCAAAGCUGGUUCGGUUCUUCCACUCUACAUGACCCCUUCAGCUCCCGCCGGAGAAUCCGCACCGACGGCCGGAACGGCUGCCUGAUUUCCGGCGAAUUGGUCCUUUUUGGUAGCAUUGGAUCGGCGUGGAACCAGGAUGAGAGGGGAUCUCACUGCCGUUCUCUUUGUUCCCAUCGGAGUGAUGUGAGCGAGAGGCCUUCUGUCUGAAUCCGGCUUCCCGUUGUGCCUCUUCUUUUUCAUAUAUUUGGACGGUAAAAAUGGCUGGAAUUUCUCUCCUAAUCGAGCUCCUGAGGAAGAAACCGGCCCUCUCUAAUUCUUCCGUCUUUCAUUCCUCCAAUUUCUUCUCAUCCGUUGUCGCUGCCUCCGCUGCUGCUGCAUCCGUCGCUGCAUCUCGACCUUUCGCAUCUAGGUUUCUUUUUAGUCAUAUUGCCUAUUGUGAUGCUGGUGCUGCUGUAUGGGGUGAUGAUUACAUUUCUAAUCUACAUAAAGGUUCUGAGAGUAUAUUCUACAAUGAAGCAAGUAGUUACAGAUUGAAGGAAUACCCAAUAGAGCUGAAGCCCCUAUUUUCAGCUUUUGGACUAAAGGCUCUUACCAUGACAACCAUAAGGGCACUUUUGAUGUUUUAUCUUCCACUUUUGGAACCUCGUUCACACUUGGAAGAAGAUGAUGAAGAUUUUCCAUCAGAUGCAGAAGACGAGCGUGUUGAUCUCGUCACUCCCUUGAAGAAGUCAGUGAAACAAAUCUUUCGCGAGUCUGCUGUGGUAACAACUAGACGGGUGCUGGAAAGAAUUUCUGUACAUUACAUUUCCCAGAGGAUGUCAUGGAAACUUCUUAAAGAUCUACCAAAGUCAGCCAAACGCAAGGCUGGAAGAGGCAUGCCAACUCUGGUCUUCUUCCAUAGUGUCACUAAAUCAACAUUUAGAGGACAUUUUCUUGCAGUUGCUGCAUCAUGGUUGGUGCAAGUUGGAAUAGAUAUAUACCGAUGCAUCUCUGUGGUGGCUAAGAAUACCGAUGCUGUUGUUAGAUCAAACCAAGUCCAGUUUCUUGGGAAAAAGAUUGUUGCCACAACUGUAAGGUGUAGUUCAUCAUUAGUGUUUGCGUCCAUUGGAGCAGGAUUGGGUGCCACCAUAUUUUCCCCUUCAGCAGGACAAUGGAUUGGUUGUGCAGUUGGAGAUUUGGCAGGACCUUUCAUUGUUGCCAUCUGUAUUGACAGAUUUAUUGAUGUCGAAUUGUAGAACCAUGGCCAAGUCAGUUUCUAGUUCGUGCAAAUAUUAUGGAGCACGUCUUUGUAUUCCUGCAGAUGCGCUUUACUAUGUACUAAAUUUGCUGCCGCACUUUGUGGACAGGUGUACUUAGUUUUGAUUGAGAGUAACCAUAGCGCUGCUGAAAUUUGAUACGACAGUAGCACAUCUUGAUAAACACAUGUAGUUAGGUUGUUUAAUGUUGACAUUUGAAGUUUUCGCCCGAUUCUAGAUGCAGAUACAAAGAAAUUAAUGUGCUUCUGCAUACUUUGUCAAAAGGUAACUCGAGCAUUUUGUCUCACUUCAAUUGACAUAUACUUUCAGUGCCCA